GCCUGAACCGCCACAUAAAAUCCCCGGUUCCCCAGGGUGUCAGGUGGAAGUGUCACCGUUACCUUAACCAUUUCUCUCCGCGUCUGAUUGUCUGUCAAUAGACUGCCUUGCAACAGACUGUGUCCUGCACCAUGGGUUUCCAUAACUGGGUGCAUCAAACCAAUCUCGCGGUGGCUCGCAGCCCCGUGGGGAGAUGGUUCCGGUUGGAGAACUCGGGCCAUCCCAAGGAACGUAAGGGUAGUUUCUUCUUCACCGAGAUCCGCGGCGGUCUCGCCACCUUCUUCGCCAUGGCGUACAUCAUCAGUGUCAACUCCACCAUUACCUCCGAGUCCGGCGGGCCUUGCGUCUGUCCCGAGGACAGCAUGUCCGAUCUCUGCGCGACCAACACGGAGUACCUCCUGUGUCUCGAGGAGGUCAACCGGGAUAUGGUCACCGCCACCGCCGCUAUUGCGGCCCUGUCCACCUUCUGCAUGGGCCUGUUCGCAAAUCUACCGGUCGCGCUGGCUCCAGGUAUGGGCCUUAACAGUUAUUUCGCAUACACCGUGGUCGGAUAUCACGGGUCGGGCUUGGUUCCCUACGGAAUCGCCCUGACGGCUGUCUUCGUGGAGGGUUUCGUCUUCUUGGCUUUGACGCUGCUGGGAAUCCGGCAGUGGCUGGCCCGUGCGCUCCCCGCCUCGAUUAAGCUGGCGACCGGCACGGGUAUCGGGCUGUAUCUGACCCUGAUCGGACUGACCUAUAGUGCGGGUAUCGGCCUAGUCACUGGCGGGACCAGUGUCCCCAUCGAUCUGGCAGGAUGCACUGAAAGUCUGAAGGACGCCACGACGGGUGCUUGUCCAUCUUCCGCGGUCAUGCGUAGCCCAACCAUGUGGAUUGGAAUUUUUUGCGGCGGCGUCCUCACCGUGGUGCUGAUGAUGUACCGAGUCAAGGGUGCCAUCAUCAUGGGUAUCCUUCUCGUCUCGAUCAUCUCAUGGCCUCGACCCACCGAUGUUACCUACUUCCCACAUUCCGCGAUCGGAGACAGCCGGUUCGAUUUCUUCAAGAAAGUGGUCACUUUCCAUCCUAUUACGCGCACGCUGGUCGCGCAGGAGUGGGAUAUCAGUAGCCACGGAGCCAAGUUCGGUCUGGCUUUCAUCUCGUUCUUGUAUGUCGAUAUCCUUGACACGACGGGAACGCUGUAUUCGAUGGCGCGCUACGCUGGUACGAUUGACCCGGUCACGCAGGACUUCGAGGGCAGUUCCAUCGCUUAUAUGGUGGAUGCCAUCUCGAUUUCCAUCGGAUCUCUGUUUGGUGUUCCCCCCGUCACCGCUUUCGUGGAGAGUGGAGCAGGCAUCGCAGAGGGAGCCAAGACAGGUCUUGCCUCGUGUGUCACCGGCCUCGCAUUUUUCAUUUCACUCUUCUUCGCACCAUUGCUAGCGAGCAUUCCCCCCUGGGCUACCGGUUGCACGCUGGUCAUCGUGGGUGCGCUCAUGGCGCAGGCGGCCACUCAAAUCAACUGGAAGUACCACGGCGAUGCGAUCCCCGCAUUUUUGACGAUCGCCAUCAUGCCGUUCACGUAUUCGAUCGCGUACGGGUUGAUUGCCGGUAUCUGCAGCUAUAUCACGAUCAACGGAAUCACUUGGGUGCUGGCGAAGGUGACUGGUGGGCGAUUGGUGCCUUCGAACUUGGACGAGAGCGAGCCGUGGACCUGGCGCGUGCCGGGAGGGGUCUUCCCGCCAUGGUUGAAGCGGGCGGCGCGAGGCAAGAAGGACUUCUGGCGCGAAGAUGCCAAGGAUCGAACGAUCGGAGGGGAGGUGGAGGAUGAGCGACAAUCGGUGUCGGUGGUGUCGAACGAGGAGGUGUCGCGGGAGAAGAAGCAGGUCGACGUCACGGGCCAUUCGUUGUAAUCAGCUGACCGGAGUGUCUGAGGCUACAACCAGCCGAGCUGAGCUUCUUGCCAGCCUGAGGCGUCAGGCGUCCAACGCUGGCGGCUACUGAGCCGGGCUGCACUUGCCGACGUCGACUCUCCUCCGUCUGCAGCGGACCCCUUAGUCAACUGUACUGUACAUGAGUACCAUAAUAUCCACAUCACUAAUUGUAUAUUCAUUGAUCUGA
Messenger RNA from Aspergillus homomorphus CBS 101889, 2091 nucleotides. RefSeq names its product NCS2 family permease. Lineage: Eukaryota; Fungi; Ascomycota; Eurotiomycetes; Eurotiales; Aspergillaceae. The record is from RefSeq and is a predicted model, not a curated record. Gene Ontology annotation, molecular function: purine nucleobase transmembrane transporter activity. Gene Ontology annotation, cellular component: plasma membrane. Gene Ontology annotation, biological process: transmembrane transport. The transcript has 5 exons. Bases 132 to 1883 code for a protein of 583 amino acids.